Knipowitschia caucasica is the source of this 630-nucleotide messenger RNA. The record is from the annotation of a GenBank genome assembly. Lineage: Eukaryota; Metazoa; Chordata; Actinopteri; Gobiiformes; Gobiidae.
AUGGAAAUCCUCUCAGUUUGUUUGUCUCCAACUCCUCCUCCUCUGGACUCUCCUCUGCCUCCUCUGGGCUCCCCUCCUCCUCUAGACUCUCCUCCUCUGGACCCUCCUCCUCCUCUAGACUCUCCUCCUCUGGACCCUCCUCCUCCUCUAGACUCUCCUCCUCUGGACCCUCCUCCUCCUCUAGACUCUCCUCCUCUGGACCCUCCUCCUCCUCCUCUAGACUCUCCUCCUCUGGACCCUCCUCCUCCUCUUAGACUCUCCUCCUCUGGACCUUCCUCCUCCUCUAGACUCUCCUCCUCUGGACCCUCCUCCUCCUCUAGACUCUCCUCCUCUGGACCCUCCUCCUCCUCUAGACUCUCCUCCUCUGGACCUUCCUCCUCCUCUAGACUCUCCUCCUCUGGACCCUCCUCCUCCUCUAGACUCUCCUCCUCUGGACCCUCCUCCUCCUCUAGACUCUCCUCCUCUGGACCUUCCUCCUCCUCUAGACUCUCCUCCUCUGGACCUCCUCCUCCUCUAGACUCUCCUCCUCUGGACUCUCCUCCUCCUCUGGGCUCCCCUCCUCGGUCUUUGUCCCGGGCAGCCGUGGACCCAGGGCUUGGUGAGGUGGUGGUGGUGGGGGUGAGGGGGUGA